Messenger RNA from Penicillium cataractarum, 2910 nucleotides. RefSeq names its product mRNA transport regulator MTR10. Gene Ontology annotation, cellular component: cytoplasm; nuclear membrane. Gene Ontology annotation, molecular function: small GTPase binding. Gene Ontology annotation, biological process: protein import into nucleus. The record is from RefSeq and is a predicted model, not a curated record. The transcript is spliced from 7 exons. NCBI's taxonomy places the organism in Eukaryota, Fungi, Ascomycota, Eurotiomycetes, Eurotiales, Aspergillaceae. The coding region runs from base 1 to 2910 and encodes 969 amino acids.
AUGGCCAGCAAGGAUGGUGGGCAGGCAUUUGCCCCGGUCCUGGCGGCCGUCGCGACCAUGCAAGGGAAUGUGCCUAGGUCCGAAAAGACCCAGGCCCAUGAAUUCCUUGAGAAGUUCCAGAAGUCGGUCGAGGCCUGGACAACUACGCAUGCUCUAUUACAAUCUUCCGAUGUCCCCGUGGAAGCUAAACUGUUCGCGGCGACUACAUUGAAGGGAAAGAUCAUCUUCGAUUUGGACCAAUUGCCUCCAGACUCUAUAGUGGCGCUUCGCGAUUCCGUCCUCAACCUACUCGUUGCAUUUGCCUCGGGCCCGCGACCCAUUCAGACUCAGCUAUGCGUGUGUUUGGCAAGUUUGGCGAUUCAGAUGCUGGCCUGGAAGGAUGUUUUGGCCACGGUGGGGUCGGUUUUGGGUAGUACUGCGGGGGACUGUGUGCUCGAAUUUUUGAAGAUCUUGCCCGAGGAGGUGACAGAGGGUCGCAAGAUUAACCUUGGGGAGGACGAGUUGAUCGAACGGACAAAGGAGCUACUGGAGGACAAUGCGGAACAGGUUAUGCAGCUGAUGAUUCAGUAUUCUCAAUCAUCGCCUACCGCCGCCACCAACCCUCGCCUCCUCGAUUGCAUUACCUCAUGGCUUCGCGAAAUCCCGGCCGCUCAGGUCAUCGAUUCACCAUUGAUGGACGUGAUUCUCAAGGCAUUGGAUAAUGAUGUCUCCUUCGAUGCCGGUGUCGACUGCAUGUGUACUCUCUACCGCGACACCAAGGACGUCCACGAGUCCCUCCCUAUCAUUCAAGCCCUCUACCCCCGCCUGAUGGCUCUCCGACCCAAGAUUGCCGAGACCGCCGAAGCUGAAGAUUUGGAAGCGUUCAAGGGAAUUACACGGAUGUUCGCCGAAGCCGGUGAAGCUUGGGUUGUGCUCAUUGCGCGCAUGCCUGGUGAAUUCCGUGGUCUGGUCGAGGCUAUUCUCGAGUGCUGUGCGCGGGAUUGGGAACGUGAGGCUGUCUCAAUCACCUUCAUCUUCUGGUACGAAUUGAAGCAGUCGAUCACCAUUGAACGAUACAACGAUGCGCGCCUCAACUAUCAAGACGUCUGGUCACAGUUGAUGGACAUCAUGGUCAAACAUCUUGAAUUCCCCUCCCCCGAAGAAGGCGAGACUGAUUUGUUUGGUGGUGACCGCGAGCAAGAAGAAAAGUUCCGCCAGUUCCGUCACGCCAUGGGCGACGUUCUCAAAGAUUGCUGCUCUGUGAUUGGCGUGACCGAAUGUCUCGGCAAGAUCUAUCAAUUGAUUCAGCAGUGGGUGGGCAAAUACGCCUCGCAAGCGACCAACGAGCACGUCCCACACUGGCAAGAGCUGGAGGCACCCCUCUUUGGUCUUCGGGCCAUGGGUCGCAUGGUUGACCCUGUGGAGAACACCGUGUUGGGUCAGUUGAUUCCUUUGAUUGUGCAGAUUCCCGAGCAGGAGAAGAUUCGAUUCCAAGCCAUCAUGGCUCUCGCCCGUUACACGGAGUGGACAUCGAUGCACCCUGAGACUCUUGAAGCCCAACUCAACUAUGUGAUCUCUGGCUUCCAGCAUCCAUCUGCAGAGGUUGUGCAAGCGGCCGCCCUGGCCUUCAAGUUCCUGGGAACUGAUUGCCAAAAGCUGCUGGGUGGUCACAUUAGCCAGCUCCACUCCUUCUUUGAGUCUGUCCUGGACAAGCUCAAGCCGGCCAGCCAGGAAGAAGUUACCGAAGGUGUUGCGGCCGUGGUGUCGGUCCAGCCCUUGGAAAAGAUUUACGACUCGAUGAAAAUGUUCUGUGAUCCGAUCAUGCAACGAAUCAUGACCCUUGCCAAUAAUGCCCAGGACGAAGAGGGACAGCGGGCAGUGGCCGAUCACCUCGGACUGAUCUCUAUCUUUGUCCAGGUGGUGACUCCCAUCGUUGCCCCCGGAGAGGAGAACCCCGCUGUGAAGUACUGCGGUGAGAUUCUCCCUAUCAUGACUACGAUCGUUAUGAAUUUCACGUCUUCCACCCCUAUCCUUGAGCGUGUUUGCCGUUGCUGGCGAAACAUGAUCAUCUCAUACCGAACUGCCAUGAUUCCUCUGCUGCCUACCUUGGCCGAAAGCAUUGCCAAUGGUUUCCAAGCCUCUCGCGAGGGUGGUUUCCUAUGGGCCACUGAUGCGGUAGUUCGCGAGUUCUCUCAUGGCGCGGAAUACGUUGAUGAGGCGACCAGUAACGCCGUUUUCCAUUUCUACGAACAACAAGCCACUGCUUUCCUCCGAAUUAUGAAUGACCUUCCUCCGGAGAACCUUCCCGAUGUGAUCGAGGAUUUCUUCCGUCUAUCUUCCGAUGCCGUUCGGUACUACCCCAAGAAGUGCAUUUCCUCGGAAUUGGCCAUUCCCAUCUUCUCCGCAGCUCUUAGUGCCCUCACUUUGCAACAGGUUGACCCUCUCAUCGCUACCCUUCACUACUACCGCGACCUGUUCAGCUUUGCUUUUGAAAAGCCCUUGGUUUCAGAGUUCACAAGCCCGGAUGAGGAACCCUAUAUCAACCCACCCGAGGUGCGCGAGGCCGUUAAGAACUUGAUCGCCUCCCAGGGUCAAGUCCUGUCCCAGCGUGUGCUUGCCGGCAUGAUCUUCACCUUCCCCGGUGAUUGCUUCCCGGAUGCUUCCGCCAUCAUGAUGACCAUGUUCGAGUUGCUUCCUCACGAGACUGGUGCUUGGCUCCAGAAUACUUUGCAGAUGCUGCCAGCGGGUUCAAUGAAGCCUGCUGAGGCUGAGCGGUUGUUGAAGAGCAUUGCCGAGAAGGUGCAGUCUGGUGAAAUCCGGAAGAUUCGUGUUUUGCUGCAGGACUUCACCAACUCUUACCGCCGCCGCAAUGUGGCCCCCCGUGAUGGUCUGGGCCGGUUGGAGGCCACCCGAUUCCGAUUCAGCGGGUGA